UUGACUGCAAAGCUAUUAGGUCGUGGAGUAGCUGUUUCACCAGUUGUUACCGUAGAGCCAAGAAGACGAAAAUUCCAUAAGGCCAUAACUCUUAGCAUGCCAGCCCCUAGACCACACACCCAAGGAAUGACCAAUCAAUACAGUACAUCAUCAGCGCCAACCUUGAGACUUCUUUGUUCAAUAUCAGGUGGAACCAACAGGGCGCAUUGGGAAGAUGUCACUGAAAAUACUCCGUUGACGUUCGUAAAUGACUGUGUAUCUUUCACAACUACGGUCUCUGCACGCUAUUGGCUCAUUGAUUGUCGACAUGUGGAAGACGCUACAAAAAUGGCUACUGAAUUAUACCGGGAAGCAAUCCACGUUCCGUUUAUGUCACGAUUUGUGGUCUACGCGAAACGAACCGAUGAAUGUCAAGCGCAGCUUCGUAUGUUCUGCGUCACUGAUGAUAAAGAAGACAAAGCCUUGGAGCGAAUUGAAAGAUUCAUUCAAGUUGCGAAGAGCCGUGACGUAGAGGUACAUGAAGGUAAACCCGUGUAUUUAGAAUUUGGAGGCAACUUAGUUCCUGUGGCUAAAUCAGGCGAACAACUUUCGAUACCGUUCCGAGCUUUCCGUGAAAACCGUGUCGCUUUCCCGGUUAUGAUUAAGACUCAAGACCUGGAGCCCAUCUGCAGGUGUCAGUUUAUGAGGGAUCCAAAAGUACCUAAAGGGGAACCAUCACCAACACCUAUCGCUAUUCUGAAUAUCAUGGUGCCGGAUGAUUUACCAGUUGAAAGAAUCUCACCAGUACCAAUGGAUAUGAUGCCGCGCCGCACAGAAGAACAGGAACUCAUAUGGAGACAGAGGCUUCGAGAUCCUAGACUGGAAGAUAUUUGUAACCUGUUAGGCAAAGACUGGGUGGCUUUGGCAUACGAACUCGGUGUGAGUGUUGCAACUGUCAAUCAAAUACAAGCGAAAAGGAUAACAGCGGCCGAACAGGCCCAGCUUAUGCUUAAACUUUGGAAGACUCAAUCAGGAACUAAAGCACAUGAUAAUUCAAUAGAACUUGCGCUUUGUCGUAUUGGAAGAGACGAUAUCAUUGCACCGCAAUCUGAACUGAUAAAUGAAAGACGUAUUCAAAGGAAUAUAUAUCAAGAAAGACAAGCUUCUGAGGAAAUAGAAGCGUACAAAGCCGAAGAAGAUAAUAAACUAAAGGAGAGUACAUAUGACGAUAGUGAGAUCGCAGAACAUUCACGCACAGAGGACUUAGAUCAGGAUGAAGCCAAGUACUCUCCUGAAGAAAAAUCAAUAUUAGACAAAAGCGAAAUGGAUAGAACACCAACGCCUAGCGAAGAGAGCGAGGAAGAUGAAGAUGUCAAGCGUAGUGUGGCUGAAAGAAAGGAGCAGAUAACAAAGAAACUCAGCUCCAGUAAAAUCCCGGCUUCUAAACAGAAGAAGGAAUUGCGGGAGGAGAUCAUUGAAAUAAAAACUCAAAUCAAGCCCGAUAUAAAGAAGUUUCAAGAUAUUGAACAACAGGUUAAGGCCGAGCCUAGAAAGGACCAUAUAAAACAUAAACAAACAGUUCAUGCUGAUAGUGAAAGGGAAACAGAAAUCCAUAGGGAACAAGUUAUAAAAGAAAAAACAGAAGAGGUGAAAGUAGAAAGGACAGAUCAAUUUAGGAAAUAUGAUCCUUCAUCACCAGGUAAACCAACACCUAAGCAUUUACAAAGGCAUAUGCGUAAUGAAUCUAUGAGAUUCCCCUCGGGUGACUUCUCAAAUGUCACAAUAACACCAAGGAAAUCUAUUACUGUUGAAACUGAAACUAAACAAAGUACUGAAAUUAAAAUAGAAACAUUUACAAAAGAAACUAUUUCUCAAAAGGAAAUUGACAAUGCUAGAGUAGAAGAAAAAUUAGAUGAUGGGGAAAGAUCUCCAGGUCUUGUAUUUGAAAGUCAAAAAGAUAUAGCUGAAGCUACUUUAAAAGACAAAAUAAAUGCCUAUGAAACUAAAAUAUUACGUGAACCUACGAUUGAUACAACAAAACCUGUCAAACUUACUAAAGAAGCUUUAAGGAGACAUACCCAAGAACAGGACCAAGGCAUUGAAUAUACUCAAGCUUUUGUCAGAGAGCAGUCAAAGCAAAUAGAAAAUCAGAAAAUUAUUGUAGACACUGAAUCAAUUGUCGAUACUGCGAAAUCAGUUAAAGAAACCAUACAACAUUUUGAUUCCAAGACCAAGUACGAGGACAAAACUAAAAUAUUCCCCAAAACAAUGAGAACAGAUUCAACGUUAGUGCAAGUUUCAUCUGAGGAAGAUAGUGAGUUUUUAAAAAAAUCAACAGACUCAGAAACAGAAACUGAGUCACAAACAACAAUUAAAAUUGAAAAAGAUAGAAAAUCCAAAUUCGAACAGAGUAAACAAAUAUUCGUUAAAACUGAUUUUCAUGACACUAUCGUAUCAAAGACAACGUUAAAAGAAGACGACAAAAAGCAACAAGAUAAAAAACAAAAAGACGAUGAUUCUAUAAGCGUAAAGGAACCUAAAAUAGAAGAACUACAAGAAGAAUUGAAAUUAAAGGUCAGCCAGGAAGAACUUACAGAGGUUGCAGAAGGAAAAGACGUAAUUCUGGAAGAGAAAAUUAAAGAAAAGACUGAAUCGCAACCGUCAAUAACCAGCACAAAGUCUGAUUUAAGUAAACAAGCUAAGACCGAUUCAUUAGUCUCAGAAACACAAGAAACAGCAGGCCAAAAGUUAUCUCAAGAAUCCACCUUACCAUCUACAAUUGAUAAAACUGAUUCACUUGCUGAUUUACAACAGAGUACUGAAAAAGAUGUCAGUUUUGUAUCUCAAACGGAAUCAAAGGUGUAUUCCAAAGAAUCUAAGCAUAGGAGUGAUUCUUUGGAUGAAACCUCACAAUUUUCUGAUCUAGACGAUCAAAUGGGUAUGAGUCCUGCGCAUAAACCUUUAUCUGAAAAGCCUAUUAUUGAAGAAGUUAACCAAGUUGAAGAUGCAACUUUAAAAAUUGCCAAAGAUGAAACUAUUAAAUUUUUGAGCUAUGAAACCGAAUAUAGUAAUCAAGGUCAUACAUCUGCUGCAUCAAGUAAAGAAGAUGAAAAGAUAUCUCCAGUCAUAAGUGCAAAAGCGAGACAAUUUAUAGAAACUGUUCCAGAAGAUGAUUCAGUUCAGGAAUGUUUCUUUUCAAAGCGCAUUUACUCUGAUUCAUUGGAAGAAUCUGAUCAUACUGAUUCGAGGCGUCAUUCAGAGGCGGACUCUUUAAAGUCAGAUCAAUCUGAUAUAAAAGCAAAAAUAUCUUCUUCCGAUUUUGAUGAACGAGCGGAAUAUGAAGAGACUGUAGACUCGGGUAGUGGAUUUGGGGACGAAAAGUUUGAAGAAUCUAUUGGUUUUACGACUUUAAAGAUAGAUCCAAAGAUUUUGGAGUCUACUAAGCAAGAUUCAGGAGAUUCUGGUUCACCUCAAACUGAAGAAUCUGAUAUAGUUUUCAAAAAAAUGACACCAAAACGUCAUUCGCGAACUGAAUCUGUUUCUAUAACAAAACUUAGUGAUUUAUCAGAACUAAUACCUUCAACUAAACAAGAAUUUCAUAUGAUUGUCACUGAAGCGGAGGAAACAGAUAGGUUGUCCGACAAAGACGAAGUAUCGGAUAAAAUUUCAUCCGAAAGCAGUAGAGAAAUAGAAAUAUCUGAUCGAAAGUCAUCUGAAGGAAUUUCUGACAGAAUAAGUUCCGAAGAUGCUGUCACUGAUAAAAAAACUUCUUCUGAAGAAGAACACGUGGUAAAAGAGGAAAAGUUGGAGAAGUCUCUUAUAGAAGGUACCAGUAUUGACAAAAUAGUGAAAGAAACGGAAAAAGUAGAAAUAGCUAAAGUUAAAGGAGAACCUUUAGGAAAAGACGAUAUAGCUAAACGUCAAUCAGUAACAUCGGUUGGGUCGGGAUCCGUGAGCGAAUUACGAUUAGACGAGAAGCGACUAUCUGACGCUCAUAGUAUAACUGAAUCAAGAGAUUACACUUUUGAAGAAUCUGAAGAUGAUAUUGGAACUCAAGGCACUCAUGUUGAUAUUCAUCGCGAAAGAGUUGAAAGUAGUCAAGAUAGGGAUACUAAAGCUAAAUCUCCAGCUAAAACUGAGACGUCAAAAAUAGCAAAAUUAAGUCACGGGGACUCAUUGGAUGAUGUAGAAGGUUUUCCAGAAGAUCAUGUUAUGGAUUAUGUACCAAAAUUGCCACAUAUUGCGGAAGUGAGCUCAAUGCCGGAUAAAAAAAUUGUAAGCCAAUUUUUAAUGCGCGAACGUGAAGAGCAAUUAAAGCGUGAACUUCUUGUUCAAGUAAAAAAAGAAGACGGAAUCGUUACAACAGUUGAAACUCAAUCAGAGAAAAAGGAUUUGCCAACUUACAAAACCGAUGUUAGUCAAAUUUCUGACUAUAACAAACUUGUAAAAACACACGAAGAUUCGGAUCCAGGAAAAAUUGCCUCAAUAAAGGAUACAGGAAUGAAACAAAUAUCAGCCCCAUCUGAAGGAAUUAUGUUAUCGGAUGAUACCAAACUGGAUGACAAAGUAUCCUCGACUACAGAAACUAAAAUAGGUGAUUCUGGUGAAAAAAUAAAUAUUACAACUAUGAUUCAAGUCAAAGAAGGGACUUCAGGAGAUAAAAUAAUUAAAACAACGAUCACUGAAACUACAACUUACCCGUCUGGAGAAGAACAUGUUUCUGUUAAGGUAUCAGAACGGGUUGAAUCUUUAGCUGAACAAUUAAUUUCACCAGAAAAAUCCGCAGAUAUCGAAAAAGAAACUAAAUAUGCUAAAAUGACUCAAGAAGAACAAAAUUUAAUACAGGAGGCAGUUGUUUCGACAGAUAAUAAAACUAUUUCUUCCCAAACUGAAACAGUCAUAGGGGAAACAGGUGAAAAAAUUUCAACAACAACUGUUGUCGAACAAACAAUAACACCAUCGGGCGAAGAAAUCACAAAAACGACUGUAACUGAAACCACACUUUACCCAACAGGAGAAGAAAAAACAACAACGAAAGUUUCGGAAUCUAGUCGUUUUUUAGAAAAACGUAUUAUUAAAGACAACCAAAUAAUUCAGAAAGAACAUAAACCAGUAACAGAGAAAUCCAGGGAAGACGUCAUUACUAAAACCCUUACAGAAUCUUCAAAGACUUCAGAAAUUGGAAGUCUUGUUGAACAACCUUCACAUGCGGAUAUAAUUUUAACAACAACUUCAAAAAGUGAUUCGUUAAAAACAGACAAACAUUAUACAUUCGUGGAACCGGAAUCUGCUUUGGAAGAUAGACUACACAUGAUGCUUUUAAAAUCAGAUGAGUCAGAAUAUGAUGAAAAUAAAACAUCAUCCACCGAUAUUCAAACUGAGGUAGGACCAAAUGGAGAAGAAAUAAAAAGGACUGUCAUAACUGACACCAUAAAAUGUGCUUCGGGUGAAGAAAGAGUUAGAACUACUAUAACCGAAGUAACCAAAAAUGCAGCUGGAGAAGAAACAAUAUCAACUAAAGUAUCAGAAUCAGUCAAAUGUACCCAAAUCACUGAACAAUUUGAAGAACCGAAGAAAAAGGUAAAAUCCGAUGAAAUACAAGAUGAAAAGAGCGAGUUAUCCACCGAGGAGUCUGAAACAGAAAUAGGACCCAACGGUGAGGAAAUAAAAAGAACUAUACUAACUGAAAAAAAGAAAUUCCCAUCAGGUGAAGAGCGAAUAAAAACUACCAUUACUGAAAAAACUAAAUAUCCAUCUGGAGAGGAAACUGUAUCUGUUAGAGUAUCAGAAUCAGUGAAAUCUAUUCAACAUACAGAAAAACUAAUUACAACGUUACAAGAACCAGAAGGACAUACAAAAACAGAUGAAUUAGAAGAUAAAACAGCCAAAUCAUCCACCACAGAAACCUCAACAGAAAUGGGACCAAAUGGUGAGGAAAUAAGAAGAACUAUUGUGACUGAGGUGACGCAGUGUCCUUCUGGUGAUGAAAGUGUUAAGACGACCACAACCGAAAUUACGAAAUAUCCAUCGGGAGAGGAAACAGUGUCAACUAGAGUAUCAGAAUCGAUUAAAUCGAGUCAACAACAAACCUUUAUAUCACACGAAACAGACAAAUCCGUGGUUGAUAAAAUUAAACACAAGUCUGUUGUAUUUCAAUCAGAUAUGAGUGAUGAAAUGUUGGAUGAAACGGAUAUAAAACAAGAGCAAAAAAAAGAAGUCUCAACACCAGCAUUAAAAAGUUCAAGAACUAUUGGAGCAACUGAGGACAAAGACGAAACAGUUAUACUUCCAGAUUCAUCAACUUUAAUUCAAGAGUCAACCGAUACUAAAAUAACAACACCAAAGUUUGAUAUUAGCAAAAUAAGAACUGAUACUUUAAGCCAAUUUGAUUUAGAUAUUGACAGUAAGAAAACGAUUCCUACGAAUUUGAAACUAAGGGACACCAAAGAAAUAACAAAAGAUCACGUUACGAGUGUAAUUGAUGAUAUACUACAAAAAGGAACAAUUGUCGCUGCAGCAAAAAGUCCAAUACAUGAAAAAGAUGUCAAAUUGAUUAGUAAAGAAAUAUUGGAAACCGAGAGGAGAUUGUAUGACGCAAGAGUACCACAAAAAGAGGAAAGACGACAUUCGUGUAUAAGUCCUGCCAUUUCAUUAGAAAGAAUUGCUGAAUCUGAAAUAGAAAUGGAAGAAGAAGUCGCAAAAAUAGAAAUUGAUACACAAACAUCAUCAGCGACCUCACAAACGAAAGAAUCUCAAAUAAAAAUGAAAAAAUCUGACUCAGCUAUGAAGCAAAUGGCCGAUAAUAUUGAAAUCAUUAUUAAACAAGCCUCAGAAGACUUAGAUGCUUCAUCUGAAGAAGCGGUCUUUGAAGAAGAAAAACCUCAAGAUCUCCAGGGUGAGGUUUCGGUGGAUUCUAUAAUAGAAGAAGCACUUAAUACUGUUGAAGAUUAUUUAGUUCAAUCCAAGGUUGCGGACGAUGCUCAUAUGGCUAAAAAGAUAGAAAGUACACAGAUUUCUGAGGAUCCAAAGGUUUCCAAGGAGAGGCCAGCUCUUAUGAAAUCACUCUCAAGAGAUAGCGGUGAAGUAGCAAUUAUGCCAAAGAAAAAACAGUCUCGAACAUUUUCUGUUCAAAGUUCGCCGGACGAAGUAGAGGAACAAAUUUACACGGAUUCUGAAUCAGAUAUGGACAAGGCAAAAGUCUUAGAAAUUAUUGAACCAACCUCUGAUAUUGAUGGAAAACUCCCGACCUCGAGUUUUGAUAUUAAGAAAAUUAAAACUGAUUCACUUGACGACGCAGAUGAUUUUCCAGAAAAAGAGGCGGAGUAUUUUGAAGACGAAGGGAAAUUCCCUGGAGACACAGAAUCCAUAAAAUUAAAAGACACACAAUUUCAAGUGCAUUCUGGAGCAAGCUCAACGGCUCAGCCAGGAGUUGACGAUGACAGAUUUUCUGACACAUAUGUUAAGAAGACCCAUUUCGUAGAUAGUGUGCUCCGGUCAGAAAUUGUAUCGAAAUCAACUACGGAAUCAUCUUUAACUACUGUAAUAUCCACUUUGACUAAGUCAUCGGAUGAUGAUCAAAAAUCGGUUCUCGAAGAUGGAACUUCAGCUGAUUUGUCAAAAAUAAGUGGAGCAGACUUAGUAAAAGACCCUUCUAAAACGUCUAUAGAUGCAAAAGAAGAAUCUAGAAUAGAAGACCAAACAGAUGACUUAUCAAAGAAGUCUAUUGACCUUACCAAAGACUACUCUAAAUCAUCUAUAGAUAGUAAAGAUACGUCAAGAGAUUUUGCUACAAAUGAAUUAUCAAAAGAUUCAACCGUAGACUUGACUAAAGAUUUCUCUAAGGUUUCUAUAGAUAGUGUGAAAGAAACCUCAAGAUCACUGGAUGAGAAAACUUUCUCUGAAGAACAUUCUUCUUUUGAUGUAUCAAAAACAUUGGCAUCUGAUGCGUCUGAUAUUAUAACUAAAGGCAAAGAAUUGAUAGAAGAAGAGAUAUCUAUAUUAAGAGCGGUUUCUUCAACAGCUAGCUUUACACAGGAACAAUCAGUUAGUAAUGAAAGCAAAUUGUAUAGUGAACAUCCAAAACUGUCCGAAGUUACUGAACCUAAAAUUGAAACAGAUGCUGUAACUGAUACAGUAUCCAAGAGUGAAAGUGUGUUAGAUGAAAAGGAUGAAGAGAAAGGUCAUUCAAAAGAACCUGAAAAAGAUGAAGAAUCUGAAGUACCUGAUAUAACAGAAUUAAAUAGAAGAUGUUCAAACUUACUUGAAGAUAUUUCGGCACAAGGUGCUCUGAUAAGGAUUGAUUCGAGUCAUGUUAGUCAUGAUCUUUCGACAAAGUUUUCCAAGACUCCACCGCCGUCACCUGUAGAUUUGAUAAUGAAAGAAAAAGUUAAACGCGAAGAAAUUGCAUCGCUAGAUAAACCAACCGGACUGCAACCAAAAGGUUCGGAUUCAUCGUUCCUUGACGCAAAUCGUCAAUCGCCGCGAGCAUCUUCUGCCGGAGACAGCCUUACCAGUGAAACCGAAGCCCACCAAAGUGAAAUACUUACUGAAGCCUCUAAAGCGCUCAGUGCAGCUGCUACACCUAAAUCGCCUACAAAACACGUCGCCGAGAAUAUAACAUUUGUUAAUGUCGAUAAGCCAACAAUCACUGUUGGUGCUCAAGAAUUAGUAGACCGAACAAUAGAAAAAAGUAUUGAUGUUAUUGACCAAAUAAAAAAAGAAAUGCAUGAAGAUAAGCAGGUAUCAUCUACAUCAGAUACAUUUUACUCACAGUCUAAGAUUGAAACAUCGACAUCUUCUUCGUCUAUUCAAAAGACAAUAGAAGGUUCUCAAUUAAAAUUUCAAAGUAUAGAUCCGGAAGCUGUCAUGUCUGAUAUGAUUGCUAAAUUUGGAGCUACAAGUGAGUAUAGUACUGUUUUAUCUCAUAAAGAAACCGAAACAAGAAAAAUAUCUGGACAGGAAUACUUUUCUGAGACAAAACAAGUAUCUUCCUCUGACGAUGAUUCACUUAUUAUAAAAACUGAAACAAGUCAUGAACUUCGGGGACAAGAACAUGAAAUGAAGGAAAAGACUACAGUAAGAAGGGACGGCGAUCAAACUGAAACGUCUCAAAAGAAAAUGGAAAAGGCCCAUGAAGCAACUGCGAAGCGCUCAGAUAUUGAAACGAAAACUGUCUUUAAAAGUACUGACGAUACAGAUAUUGUUAAAAUAGAGCGUGAGUUUUGUGAACAGGGUCUCUACACCGGGAGGCAAACCAAAUCUGAGGAAAGAAUGACUGCGUUAAAGGAUGAAACAAUUAAGAAAAAACAAGAAGUUAAAAUAUCGGAACGGGAUUUAUCUCAUGAACAGUGGGGAAAAGAAUAUUUUACAGAACCUGCAGAGUUAGAGGAUAUAAAAGAUGAUUGUAAAGCUAGAGUUGCUUUUGUUGAUUCUAAUUUAAAAAUAGUAGAGACAGAUGAAACGCUGUGCAGCGUGGAGGUGUCCGAAAAAGGACAAAUAAUCAGUUCGAAGGUAGAGCAUCAUAAAGAAGAAUCUGUUAUUGAGAGUAAGGAACACGAUGACCUUAGUUCUGAUGCUUCACAUGUACCAAGUUUUAAGAGUGAAACCGUCGAAAGACAAGAUUCAUCUGAAGGAAGCCCAAAAAGCAAAUCUAGAUCAUUCAAAAAGGAUGACGAGGUGUAUGAAGUAGAUUUCAUUAAAGAAAUAAAAAUUUCGACGUCACCUGUUAAGAGUACCUUUAGUCGAACAGGAAGUCAAGAUACACAUUCCGAGUCAGAAGUCCUACCCGAACUACCUCAUGAUGAUAAAACUAGUGAAACGCCUCAUAAAGAUAAAGUCUUUAAAUCGCCAGUCAAAUUACCACAAAGCGAAAUGGAAAAUGUAAUACUUGAAGUAUCUAUACAAAAAGAUAGCGCCAAUAUCACCGACAAAACUUUUAGUUCAAAGCCCUGUGAAAUAACGACUACUGCAACGUCAACUACAUUAGCUAUGAGUAGUGAUACAGUCAUAGAUAUAAAAGAAGUAUUAGAAACUAAAGCUGAGUGUAGUUUAAAAACUUCCAAAAUAGACACUUCGCCCAGUACUCAAGAAAUUACUGAUGACCUAAGCACCAUCUCUAAGGAUGCUAUGAUUAAAUCUGGUGAAAGUAUUGAUACUGAAUAUAUGGUAAAGUCUUUAGAAUCUCAUGAAGGUGAAGGUUUACAAAAAUCCAUGGAUUCUACAGUUAGCGCCGAAACAUUACAUCCAUCUGAAUUCUCAAAUGAAGCCGACUCAGCAUUUAUUACAGGAUCUGAUCAAAAAAAAGAGGGACUAAAAUUAUUAAAAGAAAAAAGUACUGAAGACAUCUGUAGUAGUGGUUAUGAUACUGAUUUCUCCUCUGCCGAGUUUCACGGGAUGAAACUUGAGACGGAAAGGGUGGCACUUGAUUCUUUAAUGUCUGCUCAACCUCUUGCUGACUUAUCUGUUUUAGAAAAAACAAUUGACGAAGUUAAGCAGUCUCUUGAAGCAGCGCAAGGUGAAAUAAUAAGUGAAAAAAGUGACGGCAGCAUAAAAUAUAAGCAAUCUCCAUCUGAGUUUCAAUUUAAAAUUUUGUUAAGUCCUGACAGACCAGAAGCUAUAACAGAGGAACCAACCAUGGCUGAAAGCAGUGUUGGAAAACAUGCCGUUACUGAUGACACCAAACAAAGUAUAAUAGAUAUUGAGACUGAGAGCAUUUCUCAAAAAAAUUAUUCCCAGGAAGAAACUUCGAUUUCUGACGAAGAAAGAGCAACAGUUCAGCUUAAAGAAUCUAGUCCACCACUAGAAGCCGAUAUAUCUAUGAGGUCAGAUAGCGGUCCUCAUUCAAUAUUAGAAACUGAAAGUGAUUACGUUCUUUCCGAUAGGAAUGACUCUUCAAAAGGAAGUCCUGAAGUUAAGCUGAGAGUUCAAAAGCAUAUAAAGUCACAAUUAGGCGUCGCUGACAGAAGAUCUACGUCAGAAAUUGAGGGGUGGUCAAGCUCGGGUGAAAGUCACUACCACAGUUUUGAGCAUUCUGAAAGUAGACCAUUAUCGUCGGACGUAGAAGUAAUGAUGACAGCACAAAGUGGGACUGAUUAUGAUACUGCUUUGACAAGUCAAGAUAUAUCUUCUCAAUCUUUAAGAACCUCAAAGGAUUAUUUUACUGCUGGCAGUUCACUUGCAUCGAGAGAUAGCAUGAGAAGUCUCGAUUCGGACGCGUCAAGUCAUGUAGCUAGUAUUGACAUUUCUGAUGCAUCUGAAACACUCGUUCCUUCAGCAAACGAGUUAAAAGAAGAAUUGAUGGAGAGUAGUACAUACGUCGAACAGUUUCUCCAUACUCAAGAAAAAGGAGAAACAAUAAAAACAAAAGAAUCAAGCGAAGACGAAAUCUCUGGUGAUGAAGAAUAUAAAUCUGACGCAGUAGGCCCUGUCGGAAAAAUGAAGAGGUCACAUGAAAUGCGGUUUCAACCAAAAGAUAUGAUACCAGAACAUUUUCCACUCGACGGAACAUCUGAAAGUAUUGAGUUCGAUGACGAUUCCCUUAAAGAUAAAGAAGGCUCAGAUACAACUAUAUCAAGUCAAUUAAAAACUGAUGAAGUGUUAUCGUCUUCAAUUUCCAAAGUAGAUAUUUCUUCAUCUCAAAUAGAUUCAGACCAAGAAGAAAUUAAAGAAAGUGUCACUAAAGCCUCUGUACACCAUCAAGAAGCUUUACCGUUUUCAGUCACCAAAGUAGAAAAAACUCAAAGACAAUUUGUUGAUGUAGAAAGUGAAAUCAUUCCUAUCGGCUCGGCAGAGUAUGAACAAAUACAGACACAUGGAACGAUAAUUGCACCAAUAAAAUCUUCAGACGAUGAAAUAAUUGUGAAGACUGCUAUAAAAAUGGACGAAAGUACGCCACAAAAACAAAUUACAGAAACAGAAAUAAAAGAAGAGUUUGUCAAAAAAGAUUUCCAAGAGAUAGGUGCUAUUCCAUUUCCAAUAACUGAAAAACCACCAAGACAGAGAGAAUUUGUUGAUAUUGAAAGCGACAUAAUUCCCGAAGGCACGAAGCAAUAUGAAGAGAUUCUUAAGUCGAAAAGUGAUUCUUCGGUACCCAAAACGAAAGUUGAAAAAUCAGGAAUAGUAUCGGAAGUGUGCUUAGAGAGUAAACAAAGUUCUACAUCUAGCUUAAAAACUCAUGAACACCUAUCUACACCGCAAACCCCUUUGUCAGCCCCAAGUCAAAGUUCAUUAUCUACAGAUAAUGGAAGAGAAUAUGUCCUUGAUGAUAUGUACGACAUAUCAGAGACCCCAGAGUUAAAAUCAGAUCUACAUACAGUCAGUAGUAAAUCUGAACUUGUGGUUACUACUGAAGAAAGAGCUUUGCAAACUUAUGAAAAAGAACAAGAAUCACCAACAAGUGAUGAAUUUGAAAUGGUUGACAAACCCAGUGAAAUGGACGAUUUUGUUGUAAUUGAAGAAGUUGCUAAAGAAGCACAAGAAACAGAUCCCGAAGGGAAAAGUCUUCGAAUUAAGUCCCAAGUUUACGUGAAACGUCAUGACACUGAAGUAGAAGAAUAUCUGUCAAAAACAUCAAAAAAACAAGAGAGCACAAGUAGUGCAUCUGGCUCUUUAUCAGAUGAAGAAUUGCAACUAUAUGAGCUGGAACAAAAAAGAAUUCAAGCCCAAGAAUUAGCUGAAAUUGAAGCAGGUAAACGAUGGAUACAGAUGCAAUUUGAAGGAGAUCCAAGAUAUGACUACGAAAGAAUUCCUUUGGAAGACAUUAAAGAAGAAGAAAUGACUGACUUUGACAAUAGUCGAAUUGGGAGCUUAAGUUCUCAAAAAGAAUCUAUUGGGAGUUUCGGAAGUUUUAGAAACUCUUAUGGAAGUCUCUCGGAAUCUGAAAUGGCCUCGCGAAUGAGGUUUAGGUUGAAAGGCGAAAAUGACGAUAUCUCAAUCAGUUCACUUCAAGAAUUUGAAAACUUAGAAAGAGCUUUGAUGGAACAAUAUAACCAACAUUCAUCAUCUCAGGACUCUUUAAAUGGCUCUCUACCAAGGCGAUAUAUAUUAAGUAGAAGUCAAGGUGAUGACAUAUCUGUGUCGAGUUUAAAAGAAUUUGAGGGGCUGGAAACAGCUUGCCUUGAAGCAUUGAAAGCGGAAUUAAUUGCGAAACAAAAAGAAGCUUUGUUAUUAGCAGAUCCAAAAGUUGUAAGUGGCAGUUUCUUGGAGCAAGAGAAACGUUCAUAUGACAGCAGCAGUGAAAGUAGUCCCCCACUAAAAAGUAGUGGAAGUCCAGGUCAGAAAAGUGGUAGUCCUUCACAAAAAAGCGGAAGUCCAUCUCAAAAGGUUGGAAGCUAUGGCAGCCCAUCACAAAGACUUCUAGCUGAUUCUGCAGCAAUCCGCAAACUUAUAGAUCAACAAUUAGCAUUAGAGCAAAGAAUGCAAGAAUCACGACCGAAAGUAGUAGUCGUGAAAAAGACUGAUGAAAGAGGCUCAUUUUUUGUACCAGAACCUUUACCAGGGACAUCAGCAGAUAAAGUAUGUGAAGUAGAAGAGGAAUGUAAGAAAGUAUCAACUUUUACCUGCGCUGCAGCUCCGAGUGAUGGUUCCGCUGAAUCUAUUCCUGGAGAUUGUGAAGAAAUGAUGAAAAUUUUGGAUCAAGAGGAGAAAUCUAAAGCACAGAUAAAUCAAGAAGAAAGUAAACAGUUAGAGGGCGGAGUUAUCGAAAUUGUUAGAACAACGACUGUUAUUCAGCAAAAAUUUGUUGAUGGCAAAAAAGUAUCUGAAACUAUUAAAAGUUUAGACUCUGAAGGCGGCAUAGACAUACCGAGUAGACCAAAACAUAUCGAUGAUAAUGCUAUGUCGUUUAGCUCUGAAAUGUCUUCAUCUUUAGCUUCACAGCCAUCAGAAAUGGAUAGUUUGAUGACAAUAAUUGAGAGGUAUCCUUCGGAAACAGAAAUCGUCACAUAUACUAAACAUACCAUAACAACUUCGGAAAAACACGAGGAUAAACAGGAAGAUUUCGAUUUCUCUAGAGAAGGAAGUGCAGUGCGUGAGCUAUCGCCCUCCUCUGGGAGGUCGGUAGCUCAUAGCACUGUUUCAGGAAAACAUUUUACAGAUCCAGCAAGCGGCUCAUGGAGCGGUCAAGACGAAGAAUUAAGUUCCUCUGGAAGUUUUAGUCGAGCUCGGGCAGACCUCAUGUUAGGUAGCACAGAUAGUUUAGAAGCCACUAGCUCCAAUGCAACGAGAGCAACAUAUAAUUACGAAGUAGAUACGCCUAUGACUGGAAGUCUUACAUCUGGAGCUUUCCGCUUCGCCAAGCUUGUUACUAAUCAGAGAGAUAACAUAGCGCGCCCUCCAGGCUCAAACACGAUGGUCUCUUCGCUUGACACCCUAGAGCCGGUCACAGCCGUUCAGAUGGAGAGUUUAGAACACCAAUCAACAAGUGAACAUUACUCUCAAGAUUAUGAGGUGCACGAACCUGAUUCUGACACCGAAAGACUGGAGCUAGAUGGUCGUAUCCCACAGGCUAAGGAGCGGACUAUCAUGUUUGAUAGUACGGACACUCUUAGUGCAGUGAGCGGCGAUGGAUCAGUUAGAGAAGCAGCUGUUGAAGCGCCAGCACCAACCUUCUAUAUUGGAGACACGCCAAUUCUCAAAGGGGAGAAAAAGGAAGACCAAGAAGAUAUUCAAACAACACUAUCAGGAAGCUGUCCGGCAGCACUGCCUCCAGCUGCCCAGUCAUCCCCCCCUGUUCCAGCCCAGAGAAGCUGCUAUUGUUUAAGUCACUCGCAAGAAAAUGUCGGAAAAUAG
Molecule: messenger RNA, 14766 nt
Organism: Danaus chrysippus (African queen)
Lineage: Eukaryota; Metazoa; Arthropoda; Insecta; Lepidoptera; Nymphalidae
Source: the annotation of a GenBank genome assembly